Molecule: messenger RNA, 1515 nt
Organism: Aspergillus ibericus CBS 121593
Lineage: Eukaryota; Fungi; Ascomycota; Eurotiomycetes; Eurotiales; Aspergillaceae
Product: MFS transporter
Exons: 2
Coding region: 1-1515 (504 amino acids)
Biological process (GO): transmembrane transport
Molecular function (GO): transmembrane transporter activity
Source: RefSeq, a predicted model, not a curated record
AUGUCUUCACAUAUGAAACCAUCAAUAGCCAACCCUGGCGAGGCGGAAAAGUCUCAUGUCUAUGAUGGCCAAGGUACCGAGGAAGACCCUUUCCUGGUGGAGUUCUAUGAACAAGAUCCGGGAAACCCCAUGAACUGGUCUCCUAUGAGGAAGUGGCUCAUCACAACCAUCGUUACACUCUCCGUGUUCGCCGUUACGUUUGCCUCUUCAGCAUACUCCGACUCCGCCAACGAAGUCAUUCAAGACUUCAACAUUAGCACGGAGGUCUUUACAGUUGGAAUCACCCUAUUUGUGCUGGGAUCGGAACUAUACGGAAGAAAGAUUCUCUGGAUCAUCUCCCACAUCGCCAUGGUAGCUUUUAUCGGAGGUACCGCGGGAAGCCGAAACAUCACCACGGUCCUCAUCUUACGGUUCUUCAGUGGCACGUUUGGGGGAUCACCAUUGGUCAACUCCGGAGGUGCGAUAGCAGAUUUAUUCCCCCCAGCUCAAAGAGGGCUCGCCAUGACACUUUACUGCGUUGCACCCUUCCUUGGCCCCAUCCUUGGCCCUGUGGUGGGCGGAUUCAUCUCGGAGCACGUCGGAUGGAAAUGGGUGCAGGGGGUGUGCUGUAUCUUCAUCGCCGUGAUCGGCAUUCUUGGUGUCCUCUUGGUCCCGGAGACAUAUGGGCCCGUGCUGCUGAGUCGAAGGGCAGAACAUCUCUCCAAGUCCGAUGGCAAGACUUAUAUCAGUGUACUCGAAAAACACCAAGGUAGGAUGAAGCCUUCUGAAAUCUUCCAGAGAGCUCUGGUACGGCCUUGGGUGCUACUUUUCGAGGAACCGAUCGUAGUAGUGGCCUCACUCUACAUGGCCCUUGUGUAUGGCACGGUCUAUAUGUUCAUGGGGGCCAUGCCGAUCGUGUACAACGAAGACCGCGGCUGGAACGAGGGCAUCGGGGGUCUUUCCUUUACGGGCAUUGCCGUUGGUAUCAUUCUGGGAUUGGUCUACGCUAUCUACGACAAUAACGCACGAUAUAUGAAGCUCUUUCUUUCUCAAACCGCCACGGCGGAAUCCCGCUUACCGCCAGCCAUCGUGGGUGCUGUUGCCUUGCCGGUCGGGAUGUUUGCCUUUGCGUGGACCAACUACCCGAGUAUUCACUGGUCUGUGAGUAUUGUCUUGUCCGCGCCAUUUGGGUUUGGCUGCGUUCUGGUCAUCUUGCCGCUGGUUAACUACCUCAUCGACUCCUACACUAUCUAUGCAGCCUCGGUUCUGGCGGCGGCAGCUAUUUUUCGAUCUGUUGUGGGUGCGGUGUUUCCAUUGUUCACGACCCAAAUGUAUCACAAUCUCGGCAUCCACUGGGCGUCUUCUAUACCGGCGUUUCUGACGUUGGCUUGCAUGCCUUUUCCAGUGGUUAUGUAUCGCUACGGGGGAGCGCUGAGGACGAAAUGCAGAUAUGCGUUCGAGGCGGCGGAGAUGAUGCGGCGGAUGCAGCAGCCGGCUUCGGUUGCAACAAAGGGGGAGAAUUCUUCUACAGAGUGA